Molecule: messenger RNA, 2279 nt
Organism: Fulmarus glacialis (Northern fulmar)
Lineage: Eukaryota; Metazoa; Chordata; Aves; Procellariiformes; Procellariidae
Product: receptor-type tyrosine-protein phosphatase eta-like
Exons: 13
Biological process (GO): angiogenesis
Molecular function (GO): cadherin binding
Source: RefSeq, a predicted model, not a curated record
AGCCCAGUCCAGUUCUUGAUCUCAGGGCAGAAUAUGUUGGUGUGACUUCUGUCAGCUUAACGUGGGCAGUGAAUGACAACGCUUCCAACUCCUACACGUACAGGAUAGAGGUUGUAAAUGGUACCUCUGUUAGGAACCUGACGUCCAAUGUCACCAAAACUGAAAUUACCGAGUUAAUCCCUGGGACGAUGUACAAUUUCACAGUAUUUGCAGUAGCGGCUGAUGGUCAGACGGAAGGAGAAGGGGUGUCCGUAAGGCUGUAUACAAAGCCCAGUCCAGUUCUUGAUCUCAGGGCAGAAUAUGUUGGUGUGACUUCUGUCAGCUUAACGUGGGCAGUGAAUGACAACGCUUCCAACUCCUACACGUACAGGAUAGAGGUUGUAAAUGGUACCUCUGUUAGGAACCUGACGUCCAAUGUCACCAAAACUGAAAUUACCGAGUUAAUCCCUGGGACGAUGUACAAUUUCACAGUAUUUGCAGUAGCGGCUGAUGGUCAGACGGAAGGAGAAGGGGUGUCCGUAAGGCUGUAUACAAAGCCCAGUCCAGUUCUUGAUCUCAGGGCAGAAUAUGUUGGUGUGACUUCUGUCAGCUUAACGUGGGCAGUGAAUGACAACGCUUCCAACUCCUACACGUACAGGAUAGAGGUUGUAAAUGGUACCUCUGUUAGGAACCUGACGUCCAGUGUCACCAAAACUGAAAUUACGAAGUUAAUCCCUGGGAUGAUGUACAAUUUCACAGUAUUUGCAGUAGCGGCUGAUGGUCAGACGGAAGGAGAAGGAGUGUCCGUAAGACUGUAUACAAAGCCCAGUCCAGUUCUUGAUCUCAGGGCAGAAUAUGUUGGUGUGACUUCUGUCAGCUUAACGUGGGCAGUGAAUGACAACGCUUCCAACUCCUACACGUACAGGAUAGAGGUUGUAAAUGGUACCUCUGUUAGGAACCUGACGUCCAAUGUCACCAAAACUGAAAUUACCGAGUUAAUCCCUGGGACGAUGUACAAUUUCACAGUAUUUGCAGUAGCGGCUGAUGGUCAGACGGAAGGAGAAGGGGUGUCCGUAAGGCUUCUCAUUUCGACUUUCACGGAGCCCAGCUCCGUUUUCCAUAUCCGUGCGCAGUAUGCUGGUCUCUGGUUUUUCCCAUGGAGCACAGAUGAUAUUGCUUCUAACUACACCUACAGGAUAGAGAUCCAAAGUCAUGGUUCCUCCUCUAGAAACCAGACAUCCAGUGUCAUCAGAGCUGUUAUUACAGAUGUAAACUCUGGAACCUUCUAUAAUUUCACCCUAUUUGUAGGAGUAGCUGACAUUCCUGCGUCAGUGAAUUCAUUUCGGUGUGAACCAGUGGCCAAGCAGGCUUACCUAAUGCUUAAGUGGGAAUGUCCUUCUGGUAACAAUUCUGGCUUCAAAAUUAAAAUAAUUAAUGAUACAUGGGAAAAAGAAGAACGGACUCCAUCCUGCCUGAGAGAAGGCUCAGAGGAAGCCUUCAGAACAGCAUCUUUAGAUUAUUUCAGCACCUAUAAUGUUACUAUUGCAACUCUUUCAAAUAGUUCUGAAAGCCUUCCAGUGCGGAAAGUGUGUAAUACGAGCAUUACUGACCCGCCUGCUCCAAGCAAAGCUCCUUUAGUCAAGGCAGUCAGUCACAGCUCGUUGUCUGUUGAAUUCUCUGAUUUUGAGGCAGUGAAUGGACCAUUAAAAGCCUAUGCAGUAAUGAUCACAACAGAAGAACAAGGUUGUGGGUCUUUGAAGUCUGAAUUGAACAACACAUACAAAGAUUUUAAGAAGAAGACGACAGUCACCUAUGUAACAUAUGUUAUAGAUACAGAGCAGGCAAAAUCACCUUCUUUCCAUUCUCAGAAUGAUACAAACAUCAUUAAUGUAGGCAAGGGAAACACAAUGUAUGGCUACGAAAACGGACCAUUGAUUCCACUUCGUACAUACAGGGCAAGUGUUGCAGGCUUCACUAAUAUAACGUUUACUACAGCCAACAUCAUUGUGGGGGAGGAUAGUUAUGUAUCGUUUUCACCCUGUUCUGAGGCGGUUUUGCUACCCCAGGAUCCAGGUGUUAUUGCUGGAGCUGUUAUUGGAUGCCUUUUAGCUAUAUUGGCUGUAGUCGCUAUAGGGGGUUUCAUAUUCUGGAGAAGGAGAAGGAAAGAUAAAAGAAAUACUGAAGUGUCCUUUUCUCCAAUUAAAGUCAAGAAAUCAAAAAUGAUUAAAGUGGAGAACUUUGAGUCCUACUUUAAGAAGCAGCAAGCUGACUCCAACUGUGGUUUUGCUGAAGAGUAUGAG